AGCUGUUAAAAAAAUAUGGGUCUAGUAUUUUUUAAUACACUACAAAAUCAGUGAGGGACAGUUUUGACGGUUUCCUUGUCAGUGCGAUCUAAGACAGCAUUAAGUUGUCAUGAAGUAUGAUGUUAGCAGAUGGUUGUGUUGAUCGUUUAUUUCAUUCCUAGAGAAACGAACUCAAAGAGACAUCAUCACAAGCACUUACGAGCGAUCCAACAAUAGAAUCGCAAGUCUUAUUUGCAUGUCGAUCGAACGCGUGACAAGAGGAAAGAGACUUCAUGAAUCACGCGCGCGCGAGCGCGCACACGCACACACAAUGAUGUCUGUGCUGUAUCCGACAAACCAUGUCCUUGAAAUCGGACUGCGGCAUUUCCGCGCGCGAAAGUGCCUCCCCUACACACGCACACACACAUGUAACACCAGGAAGAAAAAUAACACACACAUGUAUGUAUGUGCACACGCGGGCGCGCGAGGCAACAAUAUUAGAAUGAAAAUUCUCGCCAAGUUACAUCGGGCAAAAAAGUGCGGCACUCAGGAAACGGCAGCAUGUGAUUGGUCGGCGCGGAGUGACUGGCUUGUUAUUUCGUGUGAUGUGUCAUGUGACCCUUUCCUAUUUAUGCAAACAUCACCGAUACUUGGCCUCACGGUCUCGUGGCAAAACAAUAACAAACAUCACACACGUCGUGCCGCGCACGUCAUCUCGCACAGUUCUCUCUCCAUCCGCAACAGAAUUUCGUGGUGUCACGCACGCGGCGAAGUCGCAGUCGGAUCGCGGAUCCACGCUCAAAUUCUCCAUAAAUUGUCACAAAUCUCGUCGUCGUCGGACGAACGGACGGACGGACGGACGGACGGUCGAUCGGUCGGUCGGUCGGUCGGACGGUCGGUCGAUCGGUCGGACGGACGGACAGAGUGAAUCCGCGAGGCGAGCCGACGCGACUGCGGUGGCGGAAAGUGAAACCCAAUCUUGUCGUGAUCUCCAAGUCUCGUGUGCGCUCGUGAGACGAGCGAUGUCAGCCACGGAAAAUGCCCGCUAACGAAAGCUACGGUCGCGGUGCGUGCAGUGCGUGCGAGGUGCACGCUGAGCCAAUAUGUGAUUUGGUGCCGUUGUUCUGUGAUUGAGAUUUGCGCGAAGAAGCGCCAAGGAGAGACGGUUCCUUAUUGUGAAAUCCGAAAAGGAUAGACAUUCGCACACAGAAGAGGAGAGAGAGAGAGAGAGAGAGGAAAGGAAGGAAGAGGAGCGAGAGUGACUCGUUGUCGAAUAAGACGCGCAGAACUACCGAACGAGAGAGUAUUCGGGCGCUUGUUCGUUCACGUUUCCUCCCCGGCAGCUUUGCAAAACCAUCGAUAUUCGCAGCGAAUCGAUCGAGUCACACGGACGAGUCAAAAUCAGAGUCUCGUGCCUCGUGAUUGGCAUAGAACCUCGUGCACGAUAGACGACCCGCGUGCGUUUCAUCGUCCUCUGCGUGCGUACGUACGUUUCUCUCUUUCUCUCUCCCUCUCCCACUCCCUUCUCCCCGCGAUCGAGCCGUCAGAUUCGCGGGAAUUUUCUCGCAGUAAUAAUAAACAACGCGCGCGGUGAGAUUGAUCGGGUUUUCGGGAUCAACGAUAUAUCACGGUUCAACACCAUGGAUGGCAUAGUGAAGCAGGAACCUGUCCAGGAGAUGGGUGCAGCUUCGGCAUCAGUACCGAUCCCUGGUGGACACAGAGGUACACGUGGAGUGUACGAUCAGUUCUCGCCCUCACCUCUGACGGCUACCUCUGGAUGGACCAUGAGGGCAGAACACAUGGAAUCGCCCUUUAAGAUUGAUCCAGAUCAACUGGACAUCUCGUUUAGGAUGGAUGACGAUGAUAUAUUCCAAGUGGACAAGGCCGAACUCAUCCAAGGCCCUACUCUGGCCGAAUUGAACGCCAAUGAUGAUACUCUGUUGGGAGAUUUAAAUUUUGAUGAUUUGCUGCUACCGGAAGAAAGGGUACCACCAAUCAAAGUAGAAGCAAAUGCUCCGUCAUCCACUGGCUCUCUGUUUACUAGUAGCGAUGUAGGAUUUGCACCUAGUAGUUUUCCUCAGUCUGGAUUAACUUUCCGUAGUUGCCCUACAUAUACAAAUACGUAUGGAUUUAAUUUAAAUAAAGGUUCCAAUAUUGUGGACAAUGUGGAAGCUGUUAGUCCCACUGCGUUUCCUAGUCCAGGAACUAGCAAUAUUGCAGGUAGUUCAACAGCGAGUUCUUCGACUUCCCCACAUCAUGUAGCACGGCCAGUUGGGUCAUCUACUUUACAUGAGUUACUUCUAAGAAGAUGUGAAAAUCCAUUCACUAACCCAGUAUCCAAUCAGGCAGAUAGUAUCUCUCCAGCAGGUGGACAAUCUAAGGUUUCAAGACUCUCUAUGUCUGCACCUACACAGACAAUGGCUCUAGACCAAAUCUGGGCUCACAGAGAACCACGACAGCACCUUCUGAGUACCAGUAGUCUGGUGGAGGCAGGUUCGACAAGUAGUCUGAGCACAGGAGGUGCAUUAAGUCCAGAUCCACUUGGUCAUCUUGAUCCAUUCAAUCAAGAUGAAGAUUACGAAGAUAGUGAUGAUGAUAGUGACCAUUAUGAUGACUAUAGCAGUGAUAAUGAUUCAGGUGGGAGUGAUGGUGAAGAGCAGAGUAACAACAGAAUGGAUACUGCAGAAUUAGGAAGGGAGAGUAGACACAGUAAAAAAGAGAGAUUCUUCUGGCAGUAUAAUGUACAAGCGAAGGGACCAAAGGGACAACGACUGAUCGCUAGAGCACGUUUAGAAGAUCCGCAUGUCUUAAACGAAGCAACUGAUCCGGUAUUUAGUCCACAUUGUGCUCUCAGAGGAAUUAAACAUAGCGGAAAAGCACGGAAAGGCGAUGGAAACGAUCUUACGCCGAAUCCUCGCAAGCUUCAUAAUAUUGGAAGGGAGUUGGAUAAGCUCACCCGUAUUAUAAAUGACAUGACGCCUGUUUCAGAAUUACCAUUCACAGCAAGACCGAAAACACGAAAAGAAAAAAAUAAAUUAGCCUCGCGGGCGUGUCGCUUAAAGAAAAAGGCUCAACAUGAAGCUAAUAAAAUUAAGCUGCAUGGACUUGAACAAGAGCACAAACGUCUUAUUCAGGGCAUAUCGCAGGUUAAAAACAUACUUUCUGUGAAAGCAACCGAACCUCUUAAUCCCGAAAGUCAGGAGGAGAUUACACGACAAUUAGAAAAAUGUUGCAAAGUGGCUACUAAAAUACGAAUAGCAAACCAUUCAACAGAAUUUGUGAACAGGGUGUUGGAUAAAGUUAGAGCCGGUGUUCAUGAUGGUGGACUCGAAGAUAUUUAAUUUUACAUAGAGAAACCUUUUCUUUGUAUGUCAAAGCGUGUGUAUAUAACAGAAUAAGAAAAACCGGUUUAUGUAUGAACAUAUACAUAUAAAAUAAUGCUUUAUCUGUAAAUUUAUCAUCUGAACGCUAGAAACAGACUUAUGGUUAAGUUAAUUUUAACUUAUUGGUUAAUGUAUAAUUAACCGAUAUCCUCGCGUACGUUAUUUGUAGAAGAAACGAAACCUUGAUUUAUGCAUUCAUUUAACUGGAUUAGUAUAUCGUCAGGUUUUCUUUUCUUUCUUUUUUAAUAAAAAUGUCUGCAUUUUUGUGUUUGUUACUAUACAUACAUUGGUGAAACUGUAUAUAACAAUUUUCAUACAUCACGAUAGCUUUCAGUAAUGUUUCUCUUGUACGAAUAAUAAGUAUAUUUCUUUUUUUUUAUAUAUAUAUAUAAUUUGCAGCUAACUAACGAUAUAUUAGCUGCAGAUUUGUAUUUCUUAUACUUUUUGAGAAAUUUAACACGCGAUUAUAUGUUGUCAUGAAAGUGCAAGGAAAGUAAAUGUUGCAUGUCACUUAACGAUUACAACGGACUACUAGAUGUUAUCGGUAUUUAUUAUCGAUUAAUGAUGCACAUAUUUUGAUUUUAACUAACGAUAAAAGAGUAUAUCAACGAAGCUUUCUCUCCGAGAACGAUUAAAAGAACAUGCUAUGCGCAAGUGUCGAGUGAAUGCGAUUAUAUUGCAUUUUUCUCUUUCGUAAUUGUUUAUCACGUACACUCAUGAUUUUAACAAAGAUCAAGGUUUCGAAAUUACUGAUUACAUGCGAUAAUAUUGACCCACAUUAAUGUUUCUUUUUCUUUUUAAUAUUUCGACGACGAUGUAAUUUUAAGCGUAGUAAUAAAAACAAAAAUCUAGAAAUGUGCAUAGCUGCACCUAGAAACGAGCUUUGAAUUAUAUAGUUGUUUGCUGUUUGCUGACUCAAUCUACCUCAGAACGAAACGCUGUACCUACUUUUAUUAUAUUUGUAUAUAUAUAUGCAUGUAUAUAUAUAUGUAUGUAUAUAUAUGUGUGUAUAUGUAUGUGUAUAUGUAUAUAAAUAUAUGUGUGUAUAUUUGAAUUAAGUAAUAAAUGGAAAGAUUAUGAACGUGG
Harpegnathos saltator (Jerdon's jumping ant) is the source of this 4448-nucleotide messenger RNA. RefSeq names its product repressed by TOR (gene REPTOR). The transcript is spliced from 6 exons. The record is from RefSeq and is a predicted model, not a curated record. Gene Ontology annotation, cellular component: nucleus. Bases 1620 to 3320 code for a protein of 566 amino acids. Gene Ontology annotation, molecular function: DNA-binding transcription factor activity, RNA polymerase II-specific; RNA polymerase II transcription regulatory region sequence-specific DNA binding. Lineage: Eukaryota; Metazoa; Arthropoda; Insecta; Hymenoptera; Formicidae. Gene Ontology annotation, biological process: regulation of transcription by RNA polymerase II; response to unfolded protein.